AUGGCGGUCGCAGCGGUCGACCUCUCUCGUCUUGAUCACGCGGGCCCUGCAGAGCGGGAAGGCAUUCUUCGCACAUUCGCCGAAUCGUGCGCCUCCCGGGGCUUGGUCAAGGUGACGGGCCAUGGGAUCCCGAAGGCACGGUUGAAUGAGCUCUUCCGCUGGUUCUUCGACUUUCCUGACGCUGUCAAGCGAACAGCACCGCGCCCCCGCAAAGGACCCAACCGGGGGUAUAUUGCCGUGGGGGGAGAGAAGCUCUCAGGUAUCUCGGGGUACAUGAAAGGCAUCCGCAACCCAGUCGUGUGCAACGACGUCAAGGAAUCGUUCGACGCCGGGCCUGCAUACGACAAAGUCCAUCCCACCCCAUGGCCCGUUGGGCCUCGCUGCCAAGAAUUUCGGCACUUCAUGGAGGAUUUUUUGGAGGACUGUCUGAUGGUGCAUCAUGACCUACUGCACCUGCUCGAAGAGGCCCUGGGCCUAAAUCAUCAGGAGCUGACCUUGCGGUGCUCGGCCGGCAACGGCGUGGUCCGCAUCACCCAUUAUCCUCCAAUGCCUGCCGCACAGCUGCGGACCGGGUCAACGUAUCGCAUUUCCGAACAUACCGACGUGGGCAUCCUGACGCUGCUCUUCCAAGACAGCGUGGGUGGACUUGAGGUCGAGCGGCAGGACAACUCUGCGGAGUUUGUUCCCGUGGAAAGUUUCUGCGUCAAUGAGAUGAUUGUCAACUGCGGUGACACGCUACAGAGGUGGACAGCCAACUACCUGCGCUCGGCUAAUCAUCGAGUCACAUACCCGCAGGGACUCGGGGGGAAAUAG
Penicillium diatomitis is the source of this 813-nucleotide messenger RNA. RefSeq lists its product as uncharacterized. Bases 1 to 813 code for a protein of 270 amino acids. Gene Ontology annotation, molecular function: dioxygenase activity. NCBI's taxonomy places the organism in Eukaryota, Fungi, Ascomycota, Eurotiomycetes, Eurotiales, Aspergillaceae. The record is from RefSeq and is a predicted model, not a curated record. The transcript has 2 exons.